ACUGAUGGGACAAGCGUUAGUGUCUCCGUUCAUGUCAAUUUUUCAAAGUUUCACCGAAGAGAAACCCGCUAUCCAAAAGUGUCUGUGAACUGCGCACCUACAAAAAAAAAAGAGAGACAUUUAAGGAUGAAAAAGUUAGAAAUAUUCCGUCUCUUUCGGUUUCCUGACGUGACCCGUCAAAAGUACAGAGGAGGGAAAGUUACCGUCUGUAGUGACACCAGUUCAUUCACGUUAGCUGCUCAGAUGCACGGGGUGAGUGGGAGGGUCUGUGGCUGUGUCUGCACACACCACUUUACGCCACUUUACGCUCUGAAGUUGUAGCAGUGAGGAGGUAAUCGUUACAAGUGUGGAUUACUGUCAGCACCCGAGGUGACUGGACCGAUGAGAUGAUACUAAAACACCACAGCAGCCCUCUUCUGCUCACCGUCACCUGCAUGUGCUUCUCGGGAGGUUUGCUUUGGUCCUAUCAAGAGGAGGAUGCCAGUGACGGGGGAGAGUGCUCUGAAAAUAACAUUUCUACAACAAAGUACCCCUGCGUGAAGUCGACUGGCGAAGUUACAACGUGUUACAGAAAGAAAUGUUGCAAGGGCUUCAAGUUUGUGCUGGGCCAGUGCAUUCCUGAAGACUAUGAUGUAUGUGCUGGCGCCCCCUGUGAGCAACAGUGUACUGACCAUUUUGGUCGGGUGGUGUGCACCUGUUACCCCGGCUACCGCUAUGACCGUGAGCGCCACAGAAACAGAGAGAAGCCCUACUGUCUGGACAUCGAUGAAUGUGCAGACAAAAACAUGACUGUGUGCUCUCAGAUGUGCGUCAACUCUGUGGGGAGCUACAGGUGUGAGUGUGAGAAAGGCUAUUUCCUGGAAGAAGAUGGGAAAACAUGCACCAAGGGGGAGAGAGCAGUGCAUAUUUUUGAGAAAUCUGACAAUGUGAUGAAUGCUGGAACUUGCUCAGCCACAUGUGAUGAUUUCCUCCAGAUCAAGAUGUCUGUCCUGCAGCUUAAACAGAAGAUGGCCAUGCUGUCAAGCAGUGCUGAUGUCCCUGAGCAGAUGACCAGUGAGAAAAUCCUGACAUCUCCCAUAUUUCUACCAGGGCCCCCAGGUCUCCCUGGUCCUCCAGGAGAUCCAGGACCGAAGGGUCCUCCAGGACAUACAGGACUGUUGGGGUCACCUGGACCUCCUGGCCCCAGGGGCUUGAUGGGACCCAUUGGACCCACACCAGACCUGUCCCACAUCAAACGGGGCCCCCGAGGACCCGUGGGGCCUCCAGGAGCUCCAGGAAAAGACGGCUUAAAGGGCGAUAGAGGAGCUCCUGGGCCUGUCGGACCACCAGGUCCACCAGGAUCCUUUGAUUUCCUGCUACUGCUGAUGGCCGACAUCCGUAACGACAUCGCUGACCUGCAGAGCAAGGUGUACGGUCGGCCGAUGCACUCUCCAGGGGAGGAGUUUCCUGCGGUCCCUGACAGCUGGAGGGACAACCAGGACACUCUGGACACAGGCUCAGGUGAGGACUACAAGGAAUCUCUACCUCGAACAGGCGGAGGGUCCAAGAGGAACAGGAAGAGAAAACCAGUGCAAGAGAGAACAGACUUUGACUGGAAUAUUUAAAGAGGGCAGGUUUAAAUACUUAAUGUCAGGAGUAAAUAUUGAAGUGGUUUGUUUCUUUUAUUUAACUGUUUAAACAGAAUGUACUGUAUGCUUUUUCAUCACAGAUGUUUAUUUUUGUAAGAUAUAUGAGACUGAAUAUUUUUUAACAAAAUGAGUAGACUGUGCAAAUGCAUGUUUUUUUUUAUUUGAUAUUUUCAGAAACAUAUGGUUCUUUCACAGCACAUUAAACAAGUCUCUCAUGAAAGCAGUUUUUACCUCAUUACUUUAAGACAGUGUUUUAUUCAAUUUCACACAAUAGUGUACAAUAAAGUGAGACACCCAAUACCUUAGUGAUGAAUCAAUUGACAUUAUCAUUCAUAAAUUCACAAGGGGGAUUAACACACCACAAAUGUUGGAUUGAGGCAUUAAGAAUUUGCACUGUGACCAAGUCCUCAUCUGUGUGACAUCUUACUGUAAUUUCCAGUUGCUAUGGCAGCAAAGUAAUAACAGAAGAAGAUGGAAAGGAAUACUUUGCAUUGCUGCCUCACAUUAAUUUUUUUCUAAUUCAUAAUCACUGCUGUUGUCACACCCAUCGAUAAACAGCAGUAAUUUAUAAAGCUGCAACUAACAUUUGCAAUUUAUUAUCAAUUAGUAUGCUGAAUAUAUUUUCAGUUAGUCAAUUAUAUGGUCUGUGAAGUGUCAAAAAAUGUGUAAAACACACAAGCCAAUACAGAGACCUGACUAAUGUGAGUGUCAACCUAAUUUUAUCAGGCAGAUAAUGGUAUUCAUGUUUAGCAUCUGGAGUGACAAUAUGAAAAUGAACAGUGCAGUUGUCAGUUGUAAAGCAGGAUGAUGGAAAAGGAUUAUUAGGAUAUUUCAUAUGCUCAGUUAAGUCCUGAGCAGCGGAAAAUUGUCAGUUCGGAGCUUUAAUGGGUGGACAAAGUGAUGAUGCUGCCCAGUAAUUGUGAAGUCUGUUGUGUGUCUAAAUGAAGACAUCUAACUUCAUUUUAAGUUCAUGGACAAUAGUUGACUGAUAGUUCUCCACCAGAGGGAGACAAAGACAUUUACAAAAUGCAGGGUCACUUUACAUUAUCAAGUUCUUUACUCAGCAACUUUUUUCCUUUGUUUCGCCACAGCGGAUCAUCUGUUUCCAUCUCAGCUAAACCAUAAUACUGAGAAAUAAAUGGCUGAUUAAUGAAUCUCUAACUCAUUAGAAUAUGCUUAAUCAGUCUGAUAUUUCUUCUCGGCAGAAAACAAGAAAGCCUAAUGACAAUGUUACUAUUACACAGUGUAGAAGGACAACGUCCAAUAUAAGCACAAGAAAAAUUUUGAGUCACAUUAAAACCGGUCAAUAAAAUGGUAACACUUUAAGUCCCCCCUAUAGAAACAUUUUAAAAUGACUGAAAACACUGUACAAUGUAGUUGUAAGCAGAUAUGAGGAAAUUGUAAGUGUAUGGAUGUACAUGUAUUUAGCUAUUUAUUCUCCUAUAAAGAUAUAUUUUAUAAUACAACAGCUCUGUUUUAGUAUAUUAAGUAUAUUUUGUAUAUUCCCAGUUUUUAUGAGGACCCCCCCAAGGCCCCCCAGGAGGCCCCAGACCCCAAGUUGAGAACCACUGUUAUAAACCAUUUAUUAAAUGUUUUAAAUGUUAAAUAUUAUAAAAGUAAAGCAUUAAAUUAUAGUUGUUUGUCACGAUAAAGCAACUAUAAUUUAACACAUAAAUUACUUAUAUAACUUAAUAGUUAAUAUACUUUAAAAUGUGCUUUAAAAAGCAUGUUUAACAUUUAAAUCAUCUCUGGAAAAUUUUUAAAAGUAUGACACCAAUACAUAGUAAUGUCACUCUGGUUUACCCGCUUUUAACUAAAAUCCUGAAGGCUGUGAAGUCCUAUGAAGUCAUAGCUGGAAGAAACUGAACAUGCUUGGCCUCUGAAGUGAGAAUGAGGUUUUGGCAUUGUGCUUCCAGCUGGUUUUUGGACUUUUCUGAAGUCAUAAACGUUGUUGUUUCACCCCCUUUUUGUUCACCCUCGUCCUUUUUGCUCAUAACUCACAUUUUUAUCUUUCUCUGUCCUUUUAUUCGGAUGAAGGGAAACUGCAGAUAUAAUCUCGGGAGCUUGACCAAAACAAGAUGGUGUAAUAUUUAUUUUUAUGAAAAACAAGACCAUGCAAUAAAAUUCUAAACACUC
Molecule: messenger RNA, 3764 nt
Organism: Dicentrarchus labrax (European seabass)
Lineage: Eukaryota; Metazoa; Chordata; Actinopteri; Moronidae
Gene: ccbe1
Product: collagen and calcium binding EGF domains 1
Exons: 11
Coding region: 387-1604 (405 amino acids)
Molecular function (GO): calcium ion binding
Source: RefSeq, a predicted model, not a curated record